UACUCGAUCACGGAGGACACCUGUGUAUCGGCAUCGUUGAGGUCCUGGGUUCGGAUUGUUGCAGAAAAUGAACUUUACUAUAUUUUCUUGUGUUUGGGUGUUUUGGUGGUCAUAUAAGUGCUGUGUUCUUAUAUUUAUGUAUGUAUCUAUUUAUUUUUCAAUUUAGGAAAAUUCUUCGAAGAGAUCUAAAAACAAAUUUAUAUUCAAUAUUGAAAUUGAAAGAAUAUUGGCUAAUAGUUAUUUUUGCGGUCCAUGUACUGAUUAUAUAGGAAAUAUAAAAAUAAAAUAAAAUAAAAAUGUGAACAGAAAAUAGAUCUCGUAACGACUGACCACCCAAGCGGCUAAAUUGUAUAUCUAAAAUAAUACUAAAACAGAGCUUCAAUUAUUUUGCUUAGUGUAAAUUCUAUUUGUCUGCCAACAACUCAUUAAUUUCGUUAGUGCCUGCCUACGUAUCAAAACUAAUGUCCCGACAAAAUGAAUUGAUAAUGCUCUAUAUCUAUUAAUAAUAUGUUUAUUUUGUUGCAGAACGCAAAAGAUAUGAGCUGAAAGCAAUCAUCGUAACGCCCAGGUGGUCUGAGGAAAAGUUAAUCAAAAUGUCCAAUAGAUCUCAAACACUGUUGGACAUAUUCCAAGAGAUAUUAGCUGCGUCGAGUAAUACAUCAGAGGGUUACAAUCAAACUCAAAUUUUGUCAGUUCUUCGGGAACAAUCCAAGAAUGGCGUAGAAGAUCUCGAGGCAACCUUAGUGAAGAUGGUCAAGGAUGCAAAGAAAAAAUUGAAUGUUAAUUUUGGGGCGUGCGACUACUGUUCUGGUAAUUUCUGGGAUGUCGUUGAAGCAUACAAUAGCUUCCAUGGAUACGUCAGCAUUUUGGUGAGCAGAAUAUUACUUAUUACAAAUUGAACAUUCAUAUUCACAAAUAAACAUGAACCCAACAUACGCCAUACAUGCCAUAGUCUACAAGUGAGGUUACCUGCGAAGGUUUUCCUACCAGAUCAACUGCAUAUCACUAGUGUGUCGCACGGUUGAAGCUCAAAAACUUGAAAGAUAAACUCUAUUCUUAUUUAGUAUCAAUUAGUUAAUUCAAUAAACAUUGCUAUUGAGCUAUCGGCGCUAUUGUACCAACUCAAGAGUACGAAAAGUCACAAUUGCAAUGUCGACCGAUCGCGAUUGCGUUCAAGAAUAAGCAUGUCGGUCUAUUCCCACACACGCUCUGAUCUCCUUGCACAGAGAUUAUGUAAACCUCUUCAGGAGACUAUAGAGUAUAUGGAUGCCUUAAGAUACCUACUAUAACUCGUAAUAAAACCUGUUACUUGUAAUUUUUUUGCAAAAACUAAAUGGAUUUUUGAAAUCUAAAAGAAAAUUACAAACUGCAUCUACUUUCAGGUAAAAGUUUUAACCUGCGGGUUUUACCAGCAUGGAUGCGAAAUAAAACUAGUAUCAAUAUUUUUACUAGUAUAAUAGGAGCUCGAUUGCGCAGUGGUUAGCGUGCUAGAUCUGCUAUACGGUUGUUAAGCAACUUUUACAAUGCCCGGUCAUAUGAUUGGUAACCAAAAAAUUUAUUAUUUGGGAUUCUUCUGUGUUUCGGAAGCCACGCUAAGCCAUAGUGUUUCAGCAUUGGUGCCGGCUACAUCUGCAGACGUUAAUAGCCACCAUACCGCACUGGGCACGUGGUGGGGCAUGGCCCAUUCUUCCUAUUCGAAUCGAUUCCAUCCAUGGAGAAGGCCUGGGUCCUGGAGCAGUGGGGACAUUAAUAAGCUGGUGAUGCUAAUGAUGAUCAAUAUUUAUUAGAAUACGUUUAGUUCUGAUUUUGACACUUUAAUAUCCCGUUUCAGUUUUGACAUGAUAAUCAUGGUUUUGUAUUUUUAACUUUUCAGGGGUGGCAAUAGUGAUUUAAAGAAUUGUUUAAUUUCAACUUUAUACAUAUUCCUUAUGUCUAUACUAAUAUUAUAAAGAAGAAGAAUUUGAUUGUUUCUUUGUUUGCUUGAUUGUUUGUUUGCAACGAAAAGGCUCCGAAACUACUGAACCGAUUUUAAAAAUUCUUUCACUUAAAGAAAGCUACAUUAUAUGCGGUGAGCAUAAGUUAUAUUUUAUCUCGAAAAACAUCAAACAAAGAAAAGAAAAUGGGAGCCAAAAUUUGUAUAGAGAAUUAAGACGUUACCAUAGCAACCAUUGUUUACUAUUCAAUAUGUCGUUGUAAUUAUAUCCGUGUCAUGAUAUGAAUCGAUAUCCAAACAAACAAUUUCCUAGGCGGAAGGCUAGUUUACUUAUAUUUUAGCAUACUUCUGGAUUGCAAAAGGUUAUGGAUUCGAAUGCCAUCUCUGGAACUGGUGAAAUUUUAAGCACUUUUCUCUCAGAUUACUUGUAUUAAUGUUAUUUUGACUUUAAAUUCACUGAUGCGUUCACUAUAGCAAUUAGUAUGUUAUUACAAUCACAAAUAAUAUCAAGUAAAGUAUUGAAAUAGAUCCUGCUUUAGAUUAUAUAUCUAAGGAUCCUACAUAACAUGAUCAUUACUUC
This is a messenger RNA of Diatraea saccharalis (sugarcane borer), 2513 nucleotides long. NCBI's taxonomy places the organism in Eukaryota, Metazoa, Arthropoda, Insecta, Lepidoptera, Crambidae. The record is from the annotation of a GenBank genome assembly.